Messenger RNA from Heterobilharzia americana, 2174 nucleotides. Lineage: Eukaryota; Metazoa; Platyhelminthes; Trematoda; Strigeidida; Schistosomatidae. The record is from the annotation of a GenBank genome assembly.
CCUUUAUGAACUGGGUUAACAUCUUGGUCUGACCACCCUUGACGUUCUUCUGGCUGUCCUACUUUGACCAACCUCUCUUUUCGUGACAACCAAGUUUAGAAUGUUAUUAGGAAAGAUUUCAAAUGAAAAUUGUAUGUCCUUUCAGUGCAGGGAAUUCAACCCUCAAAUGAGAGUUUUUACCGUUAAUUUUAGGCUCUAAUUCUGUUUUAUAGCCAUUUGUGUGUCGCGUUGCAUGUUGAUUUUGGAGAAGAUAUCUUUUAUGUGCCACACUUAUUCACGUCCUACAAAGUUCGAUUUUUCUGAAUUUCAGACAGCUCAAGACUGGCACCACGAUGCGGCUGUUUUGGCCCAGCUUAUUAAUGAUUGCAAAGGGGACAUAGUUAUGUAUACUGGUGCUGGUAUCAGUACUUCUGCAAGCAUUCCAGACUACAGAGGCACAAAUGGUUUAUGGACAGUGCAAACUAACCAAUUGAAUAGUAUUGAUUUAGGUAUUGAGAUGUGGCUUCCGAGUUUUUAUUUUAGUUCCAUCUAACCUUGGUUCUGACAAAAGUAAUGGAGUGAGAUGUUCGGAUAUCCCAGAAAUACAAAAUAAAAGGCUCAAUAACAAGAAGGUUUCGAAGUCAGCCAAAAGUAUCCCGUUGAGGCUACGACUUCCAGAAGCUACAGCCGCUAGGCCAACAUUCACUCACAUGGCUAUUAAAGUCCUUGUGGAUGAUGGAUAUGUUCGACACGUGGUUUCUCAAAAUGUUGAUGGCUUGCACAUACGUAGUGGCUUGAAACGUGAAAAACUUUCAGAAUUGCAUGGUAAUUUGUUUAUUGAACAAUGCAUUGCCUGUGAAUACAGUGUUUUCCGGAUAUUUGAUGUUGCUGAAACAACUUCUCGUUCAUAUCAUUUUACUGGGCGUUUAUGUCCUCGCUGUCGAGAUUUACAUCCCGUUGAGAGUUUGAUAGCGAGUGGUGUAUUACGGCAAACAGCUGAACAGUUAGCAGUAUCCAAAUACAAAACAAAUGUAUCAAAUGAAAGUCUAAUGUUAAGUUAUCGAUAUGCUGCAAGAAAGUUAGCUAAGUCAUUUAGAAGUAUAAGUCUCAAAGAGAUACAGCAAUUAUAUAGUGCAAGGAAUUCAUUUGUUCCAACAGAUUCAGAAGUUCUUACGAAAGCGCCUUUAUUGAGGGAUGUUGUUGUGCACUUUUUUGAACGUCAGCCUGAAAUGGGACUAGCGGAAAUAUAUCGCAUUCAAUCGGCAAUAGAUGCUGUACAUGGUCGCAAAGCUCUUCGAGAUGCUGUUACAUCUACUUCAAAAGACUGUAAACUUUUGGACCGUGGAUGUAAACGUCCUAAUGAAGAAUCAAUCAAGUAUCUUAUAGGAUCUCCGUGGUUCAAAAGAAUGCGUCCUGCAAUAAAGAUAGAGUGCCAAGACCUCUCCAAAUCUACUGCAGUGGGUGAUACGCCAUGUGUUUCUUCUGAUCCUUUGGACACACCUGCUAGGUUAAUUAUUGUUGUUGGUUCAUCUUUAACUGUUUUACGCAAUUAUCAAUUCUUGUGGCCGAACGGCCUUGGUAGAUGUGUUCGAAAAGGGUCAUUGCAGAAAAUCACAAUGAAAUCAUCACCUUCUAACUGCACUUCCAAAUUUACUUCAAGUUCUGAUUCUCGUGGAAAUUGUCGCUUAGUUAUUGUCAAUUUACAACCGACUUGUAAAGAUGGGGUUGCUGAUUUAGUGCUUCGUGUUCCUUGUGAUGAGUUGUUUCGUUCUGUCAUGUUAGAGCAUUUACAAAUAAAUGUUCCAGAGUAUGAUGUCAAAUAUGACCCUCUUUUUUCUGUAGGGCUAUCUUUAUCUCCAGAAGAGGAGUGCACUCGUACCCGUCCAAAUAUUCCGUUUUCCUCACUAUGAUUUAUUAUUAUUACUAUUUUGUUAUGCCCUACUGCAUAGUUGCUCAAGAAAUUUUGGUGGUAUUGUUCUAUGUUUCUACGCUUUGUACUUCGCUCUUAUAUGAGGAAAACUAAUACCACUGUAAAGGAUAAAAUGCAUUUACGACAGUCAUAGUUCCUUUUCUAAUAGAGUUGUGUCUUGUUAUGGUAUGCUAUCUCUUUGUUGACUCCGUGGUGUCAUUUAAAGUAUUGCUAGUUAUUAAGAUGUAAAUUUGUUUCUUCUCACGUAAAAUCUUUUCAAUAUUAA